CUUGAAGCAGGUUAUCAUUAUAUAUAAAGGGCACUCAGACUAGUCGAUCCUAACCAGAUUUUGGCAAACUUUGAUUCAGAAGGGUUCCAGCUGACUAUCAGCAAAAAAAAGCCGAAAUGAGAUCAAUGAAGAAAACAGAGUUCUCUAGUAGCAGUGGAGGCAGCUCCCAGAUUAGAAGAAUCGAUUUAGGAGGUGCUGUGAACACAGUCACAUCCAUCAGAAAGAGUACUACUGAGCAGUUUGUUUCUCCAUCUUACAGAAGCACCUCCACUACUUUCAAGCAGGAGCUGGAUCCUGUCUUGCAGGCGACUCGACGAGAUGAGAAAAAUCAGAUCCAGUUGCUCAAUGACAAGUUUGCAAGCUUCAUUAGCAAGGUCCGUAACCUUGAGCAAGAAAAUAAAAUGUUGGAGACCAAAUGGUCCCUCUUGCAACGUCAGGGAGAUUACAGUUCCAACAAUGAGGACCUUUACAAAGCAUAUGUCAAUGCCCUCACCCGACAGCUGGAAAGUUUUAAACAGGACAAGAUACGCUUGGAUAGCGAACUGCAGCAAAUGCACGGCACAGUGAAUGGGCUCAAGGUCCAAUAUGAAGACGAACUGAAUAAUCGUGCAGGAAUGGAAAAUGAUUUUGUUACCUUGAAGAAGAGCGUUGAUGAUUCAUACCUGACAAAACAUCAACUUGGUGAUAAACUGGAUGGGCUUGUUAGCGAACUUGACUUCCUGAGACAGGUCUAUGAUGAGGAACUCCAUGAGCUGCAAGCACAAGUUAAGGAUAUUGCUGUCACUGUUGAAGUUGAUAAUACCCGUGAUCUGGACCUCCAAGAGCUUGUCACUAACAUGAAGGAACAGUAUGAUAUUUUGGCAAUCAAGAAUCGUGAUGAAACUCAGGCUGUAUACAAAGGCAAGUUCAAUCAACUGGCUCAGUCUGCUGGAAAAUAUGAUGAUGAUAUGCGCCUCAUCAAAAAUGAAAUCAUGGAAUCAACCAGGAGAAUCACAAAACUUAACUCUGAAAUCGAUGCUCUUAAGGGUCAGCGCCCUGGGUUGGAUGCAGCAAUUACUGAAGCAGAGGAACGUGGAGAAAUAAAUGUGAGAAAAAUAAGGGCAGAGAUUACUGAACGAGAGAAUGAGAUAUACCAAGCCAAGCAGGCUGUAGCUCGGAAAUUACGGGAUUAUCAAGAGCUACUGAACAUCAAGAUUGCCCUAGAUUUUGAAAUUGCCACCUACAGGAAAAUGCUGGAGGGAGAGGAGAUCAGGAUUGGUCAGCAGCAGAAGGCAAUUGUUCAUAUUAACACCCCACCAGUAUCUGGUGCUACUUUGGCAUAUUCCAGAAGUUAUUCUACUGAACACCAGGAUUCCUUCAUGAAUGCAGGCAGUGCUCAAGAUGCCUUUGGAGGCUCGAGUGUUAAGAAAGCUGUGAUGGUCAAGACUGUUCAGUCAAGUAGCAGAAAUGUGGUCUAAAAGAAGUCUGACAAAAACUGAAGGAAGAAAAGAAGCCUGAUGGUUCUCUGCCUUAUUAUCUCUCAAGUUCAUAUCUAUUUUGCAUCAAAUGGGCAGCAAGAAGUUUUUUUUAUUAUAUCAGUCAGGCCAACUCAUUCUCUCUCUCUCUCUCUCUCUCUCUGUGUUAAUUACUGUGAGCUACGUCUAUGCUCAGAGCCUUUAUGUAUUCAAUUCUGAGUGAACAAUUGAAGCCCUCUGUAAAUUCAUUCUCCAGCGUCAUGAUGUAUGUAUGUCAUCAAAGUAAUAAUAGUCAUGCUAUAGGUCAGGAAGAAGCAUGUAUCAGAAAAAUACUGUGUUUCAAAAUAAGUGAGCAUGUAGUUCUCGACACAAGACAUCAAGAAUAGAGUGUCUCCAGUUAACUCCCAGCAUUAAAAGAAAAAUGAAAGACAUGAUUUAAAGCAUUGACUUCACCACCAUAUGCAUGUGAAUCGUUAUUGAAGGGAAACUCUUGUGUCAGUCGUAUUCAUUCUUGCCAGCUGAUGAUGGGUUAUGGGUAAUGCUGUGGCUUUGUAUUGUGAUGUUUACCACUGCAUAAAGUUGCAGCUUUGAUUUGCAGUGAAGCAACAUGGAGAGGUAAAAUAUGCUCUCCAUACUUUGUCUAUUGCUACGACUAUACUUCCGAUAUUGCAUUCUAUUUUUGACAUCAUUGUUAAACUCAAUAAAUAGCUUCACCCCAA
Chiloscyllium plagiosum (whitespotted bambooshark) is the source of this 2173-nucleotide messenger RNA. Its product is annotated as keratin, type II cytoskeletal 8-like. Gene Ontology annotation, cellular component: keratin filament. The record is from RefSeq and is a predicted model, not a curated record. NCBI's taxonomy places the organism in Eukaryota, Metazoa, Chordata, Chondrichthyes, Orectolobiformes, Hemiscylliidae.